AUGCACACAAAGACAGGCCAUCUCUGUCACAAUUCCACGCACACAAAGACAGGCCAUCUCUGUCACAAUUCCCAGGCCAUCUCUGUCACAAUUUCACGCACACAAAGACACCAUCUCUGUCACAAAAGACAGGCCAUCUCUGUCACAAUUCCACGCACACAAAGACAGGCCAUCUCUGUCACAAUUCCACGCAAAGAGGGCCAUCUCUGUCACACAAACAGACAGGCCAUCUCUGUCACAAUUCCACGCACACAAAGACAGGCCAUCUCUGUCACAAUUCCACACACAAGACAGGCCAUCUCUGUCCAAUUCCACACACAAAGACAGGCCAUCUCUGUCAGAAUUCCACGCACACAAAGACAGGCCAUCUCUGUCAAAAUUCCACAAACACAAAGACAGGCCAUCUCUGUCACAUUCCACAAUUCACACAAAAGACAGGCCAUCUCUGUCACAAUUCCACGCACACAAAGACAGGCCAUCUCUGUCACAAUUCCACGCACACAAAGACAGGCCAUCUCUGUCAGAAUUCCACGCACACAAAGACAGGCCAUCUCUGUCACAAUUCCACGCACACAAAGACAGGCCAUCUCUGUCAGUAUUCCACGCACACAAAGACAGGCCAUCUCUGUCACAAACGCACACAAAGACAGGCCAUCUCUGUCACAAUUCCCACGCACACAAAGACAGGCCAUCUCUGUCACAAUUCCACAAAGACAGGCCACCUCUGUCCACACAAAAAAGACAGGCCAUCUCUGUCACAAUUCCACGCACACAAAGACAGGCCAUCUCUGUCAGUAUUCCACGCACACAAAGACAGGCCAUCUCUGUCACAAUUCCACGCACACAAAGACAGGCCAUCUCUGUCACAAUUCCACGCACACAAAAAUCAGGCCACCUCUGUCAGGCCACCCUCUGUCAAUUCCACGCACACAAAGACAGGCCAUCUCUGUCACAAUUCCACGCACACAAAGACAGGCCAUCUCUGUCAGUAUUCCACGCACAUUCCCAUCUCACAAUUCACGCACAAAAGACAGGCCAUCUCUGUCACAAUUCCACGCACACAAAGACAGGCCAUCUCUGUCACAAUUCCACGCACACAAAGACAGGCCAUCUCUGUCACAAUUCCACGCACACAAAGACAGGCCAUCUCUGUCAGAAUUCCACGCACACAAAGACAGGCCAUCUCUGUCAGUAUUCCACGCACACAAAGACAGGCCAUCUCUGUCACAAUUCCACGCACACAAAGACAGGCCAUCUCUGUCACAAUUCCACGCACACAAAGACAGGCCAUCUCUGUCAGAAUUCCACGCACACAAAGACAGGCCAUCUCUGUCACAAUUCCACGCACACAAAAACAGGCCAUCUCUCUGUCCCAUUCCACGCACACAAAGACAGGCCAUCUCUGUCACAAUUCCACGCAACAAAGACAGGCCAUCUCUGUCAUAA
This is a messenger RNA of Acanthosepion pharaonis, 1446 nucleotides long. Lineage: Eukaryota; Metazoa; Mollusca; Cephalopoda; Sepiida; Sepiidae. The record is from the annotation of a GenBank genome assembly.